UCAAAGGCUGAAGCUCUCAGAGCUAGGAAGGCGCUUUAGAUGGCGGAUGAACCUUGGGAAGGGGAGAGCGUUGAGCCUCGCACGGCUCUCUUUAGCACUUGUGUCUCAACUUUGGUGAACUUUGAGUUCCGCUCAGGACACCAUAGUCGCGCGAAUUCGUUCAUUUUUUUACGUUUUGGAAUCUAAAAUUUAGAUUUUGUGACUUUGUUUCGUCGAAACAUGCUCUGCUGCGUGCGUAGAGUGGCCAGUCGUUGUUUUCACUGCCUUGUACUGGCAGCCAUGGCGGUCCUCCAUUUUUAGUGCGCUCUGCUGGGCUCCUCUCUCUCUCUCACACACACACACACACACACACGCUCUCCAGUGAAAUAGCCAGCCUUGGAUUACUGCUACUAUUUUUCGUUUCGAAUAUUAUUCCGAGUAUUAUUUUCAUCGAAGUCAUGGAAUAUUUUAUAUGUUUUUUUUUGCUUUGUUCUAAUGGCCAAACAAAGCGAUUUGUUUUGUCAGAUUUGAAUGUACUGCUACAAUCCUCCUGUCAAUGGAAUAGUUAAUACCUGGACAAAAGACCAUCAUUAACAAAAACCCAAGACAAAAUCAUGAUGAAGAAUAAGAAUAAAAAGCAGGAAGACGAAGGCUCGACCCAAAGCAAUGCUUCCAGCAACUCUGCAUCAGAAGAAUCUAACCACUCUGGAUCAGAGUCUGGUAGUCAGUCAGAGAGUGAGCAAGGAAGUGAAAGGGCCCCUUCCCGCCAUUCUGAGUCCAACAGCACCUCUGAUUCUGAGAGUCACUCUGAGUCUGAGAAUGAAUCCAUUGGGUCCAAGUCCCUUCAAACCUCAGCACAGGUCAAAGACAAACCAGUCAGGAAGAAAGACAACAUGGCAGAUGUGAAGAAGAUGUGGGAGGAACAUCCAGAUGUUUAUGGAGUUAGAAGAUCCAGUCGGAGCAGACAAGAGCCUGCCCGCCUCAACAUUGGAGCCGAGGGCAGCAGUGAUUCAGAGAGUGAAAGUCCGAAAAGAAAAGGCCUACGGCAGAAAAAGAAAGAAAAUAACUGGAAAGAUGACUCAAAUGACGAUGAGGAUGAUGAUGAGGAAGAGGCCAGCAGUUCAGAUAGUGAGCAGGAAGAGCAAAAAGUUAGAUCCAGACGACUUCCUGCUAGAAGACCACAGACCAAAUCCUCUGCAGGCAAGCAGCAGCAGUCACAAAAGGGACGUAAACAGAGGAAGCAGGAGUCUUCCGAUGAGGAAGAUGAGGAUGAUGAUGAUGAUGAGGAUACCCCAAAAAGACAAACAAGGCGCCGAGCAGCUACUAAAGUCAGUUAUAAGGAGGACCAGAAUGAUUUUGAGACUGACUCUGAUGACCUUAUCGAAAUGGCAGAAGGAGCUGAGGAGCAACAGGACGAUGACAGUGAGACCAUUGAGAAGGUCCUUGAGACCAGAACUGGCAAGAAAGGAGCUACUGGAGCUUCCACAACCCUUUAUGCCAUUGAAGAGAACGGGGACCCUGGAGCAGACUUUGACUCUGAGAAAGAUGAAGGGGAAACCCAGUUUCUCAUUAAGUGGAAAGGCUGGUCCUACAUCCACAACACCUGGGAGAGUGUGGAUUCCCUCACUCAGCAGAAAGUCAAAGGGGUUAAGAAGUUGGACAACUUCAAGAAGAAAAAUGAUGAGCUCAAUGCUUGGAUGAAGAAAGCAUCACUUGAGGAUUUGGAAUAUUACAACUGCCAGCAAGAACUAACCAAUGACCUGAGCAAGCAAUUCCAUAUAGUAGAGAGAAUCAUUGCAACAAGAACAGGGAAGUCACAAGUAUCUUCAGAUUUUCCCUCCCAUAAAACCACUUCCAGUGAGCCAGAGUACCUGUGUAAGUGGAUGGGGCUGCCCUAUGCCGAGUGCACCUGGGAGGAUGAAGCCGUAAUUAAAAAGAAAUUCCAGUCCUGCAUUGAUAGUUUCCAAAACAGAAAUGGCUCUAAGACAGUCCCUUCCAAAGACUGUAAGGUAUUGAAACAGAGGCCAAGAUUUGUUGCCUUGAAGAAGCAGCCUUCUUACAUUGGCGAUGAGAACCUUGAACUGAGAGAUUACCAGUUAGAUGGACUGAACUGGCUUGCACAUUCCUGGUGCAGGUGUAACAGUGUUAUUUUGGCUGAUGAAAUGGGCCUGGGGAAGACCAUUCAGACGAUCUCCUUCCUGUCCUACCUAUUCCAUCAGCACCUGCUUUAUGGACCCUUCCUGCUGGUGGUGCCGCUGUCAACCCUCACCUCCUGGCAGAGGGAGUUUGAUACCUGGGCCCCUGACAUGAAUGUAGUGGUCUAUCUAGGAGAUGUCAUAAGUAGAAAGACAAUCCGUGACUAUGAAUGGAUCCACCAGCAGACAAAAAGAAUCAAGUUCAAUGCACUUUUGACCACUUAUGAAAUUCUACUGAAAGACAAGGGAGUAUUGGGGAAUAUAAAUUGGGCCUUCCUUGGUGUGGAUGAAGCUCACCGUCUUAAGAACGAUGACUCGCUGCUGUACAAAACUCUGAUUGAUUUUAGAUCCAACCACAGGCUGCUCAUCACUGGGACCCCUCUGCAGAACUCACUUAAAGAGCUGUGGUCCCUUCUACACUUUCUUAUGCCUGACAAGUUUGAGUCCUGGGAGGAUUUUGAGGAUGAGCAUGGUAAAGGCCGGGAUAAUGGUUAUCAGAGCCUCCACAAAGUUCUGGAGCCUUUCCUGCUGCGUCGUGUCAAGAAAGAUGUGGAGAAAUCCCUGCCUGCUAAAGUGGAGCAAAUCCUCCGAGUCGAUAUGUCUGCCCAACAAAAACAGUUCUACAAGUGGAUCCUAACAAGAAACUACAAAGCCCUGUCCAAAGGCACCAGAGGCAGCUCCUCCGGCUUUCUCAAUAUUGUAAUGGAGCUGAAGAAGUGCUGUAACCAUGGUUUCCUUAUCAAACAGCCAGAGGAUGGUGAGAAUGAAAAGCCACAGGAGCACCUACAGGCCCUGGUGCGUGGCAGCGGGAAGCUGGUUCUCCUGGAUAAGCUGCUCACACGACUGAGAGAGAGAGGCAACCGUGUACUUAUCUUUUCCCAGAUGGUCCGCAUGUUGGACAUUCUUGCUGAUUACUUGUCUAUGAAACGAUAUCCAUUUCAGCGUUUGGACGGCUCCAUCAAGGGAGAGCUCAGAAAACAAGCACUGGACCACUUUAAUGCCGAAGGCUCUGAGGACUUUUGUUUCUUGCUGUCCACUCGUGCUGGAGGGCUUGGAAUUAACCUGGCCUCUGCCGACACAGUGGUUAUCUUUGACUCAGACUGGAACCCUCAGAAUGAUCUUCAGGCCCAGGCCAGAGCGCACAGGAUUGGCCAAAAAAAGCAAGUAAAUAUCUAUCGUCUGGUUACAAAAGGCACAGUUGAGGAGGACAUUAUUGAAAGGGCCAAAAAGAAGAUGGUUCUAGAUCAUUUAGUCAUUCAGAGAAUGGACACCACUGGACGAACUGUACUGGAUAACAGCUCGGCAAAUUCAAAUUCAAACCCUUUCAAUAAGGAAGAACUGACAGCAAUCUUGAAGUUUGGAGCGGAGGAUCUGUUCAAGGAACCUGAGGGGGAGGAAUCAGAACCACAGGAAAUGGAUAUUGAUGAGAUCUUGCGGCUUGCUGAAACCAGGGAGAGUGAUCAGGGAUCUAGUGCCACCGAUGAGCUGCUGUCACAGUUCAAGGUGGCUAACUUCACCAUGGAUGAAAGCACCCCAGAGCUUGAGGAGAAGCCUAUGAGAGAUUGGGAUGAUAUAAUUCCAGAGGAACAGCGGCGCAAGAUAGAGGAAGAGCAGAAACAGAAGGAAAUGGAGGACAUCUACAUGCUGCCCAGAAGCAGAAGCUCCAACAAGAGGGCACAGGCCAAUGACAGCGAUAGUGAUGUGGGAUCCAAACUAAAGCACAGAUCCUCAGGCUCUGACAGUGAAACGGAUGACACUGAGGAUGACAAACGGCCCAAGCGGCGAGGCCGACCGAGAGCUCGCAAAAACAACGUGGAGGGAUUUACUGAUGCAGAGAUCCGCCGGUUCAUAAAGGCGUACAAGAAAUUUGGAGCCCCACUUGAGAGGUUGGAGGCGAUUGCCCGUGACUCUGAGCUGGUAGAAAAGUCCAUUGCAGACCUGAAGCGACUAGGAGAACUGGUGCACAACAGCUGUGUGACUGCAGUACAGGAGCAUGAGGAGCACAUGAAGGAGAACCCUGUGGAAGCUAAAGGCCCAGGGAAAAGACGAGGCAUUAACAUAAAGAUCUCGGGAGUUCAGGUCAAUGCCAAGUCCAUUAUCCAGCAUGAGGAGGAGUUUGAACCACUACAUAAAGCUGUGCCUUCAAAUCCUGAUGAAAGAAGCAAAUUUCAGCUAACCUGUCGGGUGAAGACUCCCCACUUUGAUGUGGAGUGGGAUAUUCAUGAUGACACACAGUUGUUACUGGGUAUCUAUGAGCAUGGCUAUGGCAACUGGGACCUGAUCAAGACCGAUACAGAUCUCAAACUAUCUGAGAAGAUUCUCCUAGAUGACCCUAAUAAGAAACCUCAGGCAAAGCAGUUGCAGAUGCGAGCAGACUACUUGCUCAAGAUGCUGAAGAAAGAACAGGAAAGCCAAGAUGCUGGUAAAGCAGGAGAUGAGCCCAAAAUCAGAAAGAGGAAACCUCGAAUGAAGAAUAAGACGCCUAACAAUGAACUGACGAAUGAGAUUUCUUCUCCUCGUCUCUCUGACAACCCUUCAGAAGAAGGAGAAGUGAAAGACGAUGGAGCUGAAAAAUCUCCCACAAAGAAGAAACAGAAGAAGGAUAACAAAGAGAACAAAGAAAAAACAGGAACUCCUAAAAAAGAAAGGGAGGCGGACAAAGACAAAAAGCGCUCCAAGUCCAAAAAAGAGAAGGCUAAACUAGGAGGUAAAGUGAAGAAACCUCAGGGCCCAGUGCACAUCACGGCAGGAAGUGAGCCUAUACCAAUUGGAGAGGAAGAUGAUGAGCUGGACCAGGAAACAUUCAGCAUUUGUAAGGAGAGGAUGAGGCCAGUGAAGAAGGCUCUGAAGCAGUUGGAUAAACCAGAUGAGGGUCUGUCCGUGCAGGAACAGCUACAGCACACUCGUACCUGCCUGCUGAAGAUUGGAGACCGCAUCACUGAGUGUCUGAAAUCGUACAAUGACCCUGAGCACGUCAAGAACUGGCGCAGAAACCUCUGGAUUUUUGUAUCCAAAUUUACUGAGUUUGGUGCCCGGAAACUUCAUAAGUUGUAUAAGAUGGCUCAAAAGAAGCGCUCACAGGAGGAAGAGAAAGAGCAUAAGAAGAAGGAUGAUCCUGCCAAAAAGAAGCCCUUCAGACCUGAACCAUCUGGGUCAAGCCGGGAUUCAACAGGCACCCAGCCCUCAACCAAGCCCCAUCCUCCUGCCAACCACCCGCCUGGACCUCCCCCUCAUGGCCACAACAGAGAGCAAUACAACCAGCCCAAUAAAAGGCACUUUCCUAAUGAUGAUAGGGGAGAUUGGCAAAGGGACCGUAAAUACAGCUACCCAGGAAACAGCAAUCAGCCAUGGCAAGGGGAUCGGCAUCACCUCUAUGACAGUCACAGGUACAAGGACCAUCACUAUGGUGACCGCCGGCAACAUGGUGACUAUCGCAGCUCAGGAGGAUACCGUAACAGUGGCUCACCUCGCAAACGACCCUAUGACCAGUAUGGUAAUGAUAGAGAUCAUCGGGGCCAUAGAGACUAUUAUGACAGACAUCCAGACCCUAAGAGGCGGCGCUCAGAUGAAUACCGCUCCUCAAACUACCACCAAGGGGGAGGAGGACACCCUCAGGACUUCAGAAGAAUGUCUGAUCAUAGGGGACCCCUUGGAAACCAUGGCCCACCUGGGCCUGAUCACUACCGCCCCUUCCACCCUGACAAACCCCCACCCCUGAUAGACCCCCGUUCCCCUCAGGCCCAGAAAUCCCCCCUUGAGCCUAUCUCACCUGCAGAAAGAACUGCUGGGCAGAAACCUGUGACAGACUUUAAUUGGAACAACAGGAAGACGUGAGGUGAAUAGGUAGUAAGAGCAGAGACAGUCCGUACUGCCAGAGUACAUGGCAGAAAGGCAAUAAAUGGAGGGGACAUAACCAGCCACCACCAUAUCCUCCUCAAAGCCACAAGAUGAGGCCCAAACUCUGGAGCUCUUCCUAUCUACUGUCUCCUCCGCUCUCUUGUAGGUUUCAGCGACCAGGUUAAGUCUGCAAUUUUGGACUGAGAAUAAAGAACAAGGCAUGGUUAGUCCUAUGGACUAUGAUGUGACUGAGUGCUGUAAUAUGCCUGAAGUUAGAAAGUGCCUCAUGUAUUUGGUCUUUUGUGAGAAUCAUUAGCAGAAAAGAACUGUCCUGGAAGAAAAAUUUACAUCGAUGUUCAUGUCAUUUAUUUUGUGUUAUUUUGGUUUGUGUAAAAGAUUAUUUGAUGCAAGUAGCCUUUGUGUGGGGGGAAAAAGGAAUGAUUUUAUUUGCACCUUCAGAUGUGAAUUCAUUGUUAUGCACGUAGAUUGUGCUCUCCAAAACUUUCAGACCCCCUUUUCCCGUAAUCAUACUUCAUUUUGAGGGACAAAAUGGUCAAGACAAGUAAUUACAUUGAUGUUUUUGUCUUUGAUGUACAGUUAUGUAAAAGUCACAAAUAUUUGUGAUGACGAGCAUCAACUUCAACAGAAUUACUGUUUUUCCUCAAUUUCUUGAAUUAGCUAAAUGUGUCAUUGCUCUUGCAGACCCUCUGUUUCUUGAUAAUGUAAUGCUCAGACACCCUGUCAGAGGAUAGUAGUCUUAUUUAAAAGAAGAGGCUGAACAAUAUUCAGGCUCUGUGUAGAUCUUCUUGUCAGAACACUAGAUAAUCAUAACUCAUAAGCUAUAUUUGUCUUAAUUUCUUUACGACUGUAAUGCAUGGCACCACUUAAGCUCACUUUAUGAUCAGUGCUUGUAUGAUUGGUACUGUUGCAUCUUUUUAUUGCACUAAAAAGGACAGUACUCGCACUUUUUUUUUUGAGUAUGUAAUAAUGGUAGACAUUACCUGAAUUUGAUUUUUAUGUUUUGUUUAGUUCUAUUCCCAGUAUGAGUAUGCCGAAAUGUAAAUACCACUGACCUUUAAGUGGAAAUGAGAGUACUGUAUUAACGGACAUAUGCGUGUUCAGGGAGUGGCUGGGUGUCACAAGCAAUUUUUGCUGAACCAGAUUUUGUGGCAAAAAAAAAAAAAAAAAAAAUCACAGACUAGCAUGCUGGUAAAUAAUACCAUACAUUGGUUGUUCAUGUCAUGUGUUUCUCCAUUUGUGCCUUAUUCUUGUGUAGAUUCAAACACCGGUUUGGGAUAACAACGUCUUGCUGUCUGAAACAAUGCAGUAUUAUGCUGUUGUGUACAAUUUAAACUAUUUGCCAGGAUGGAGUUUUAACUAGAUGCAUGUUAAGCCAGAUCUGGUGAGUGGGCAGCAAUGUGUUGUGCUGAAUUCCAAAAGAUCAUGGUGGCAGGAAUACGAGAGUAAGUGAGCUGGUGAGAAAUCUGGGUACGUCUGCUCUGAAAUACUGAAGAUGCUUCUCCCCUUCCCACUCAAGCUCCUGCUCACACACCAUAGAUGUGUGUUGAGCUUUGAGACAAGCCAAUUUAAAAUAAUUUGUGAAAAGCCACUGUUCAGUUUAAUCGUACUGUACAUAUGUAUACAAACCUAAGUGUAUUAAACAUUACAACAUCA
Myxocyprinus asiaticus (Chinese sucker) is the source of this 7685-nucleotide messenger RNA. Its product is annotated as chromodomain-helicase-DNA-binding protein 2-like. Bases 594 to 6008 code for a protein of 1804 amino acids. Gene Ontology annotation, cellular component: nucleus; chromatin. The transcript is spliced from 39 exons. Gene Ontology annotation, molecular function: histone binding; ATP-dependent chromatin remodeler activity; ATP binding. The record is from RefSeq and is a predicted model, not a curated record. Gene Ontology annotation, biological process: nucleosome organization; regulation of transcription by RNA polymerase II. NCBI's taxonomy places the organism in Eukaryota, Metazoa, Chordata, Actinopteri, Cypriniformes, Catostomidae.